AUGUCAAAAAUCCGCUUUCUGUUGAUGGGUUGUGCUUGCCUGUUCCUGCGUGCCGCCGCAUAUCCAUCGUCAAAUUAUGAGAUUGCCGAUGACAUUCGACGUCGAGAUGCAUGGGAUCAGGACUGUGCUCACCAAGCCGCUUCCAAUGCGAAACCACGCUUCACGCCUGGUGGUAGGCUGACAAUCGAAACUGUGAUCGUCAGAAUUCCAUUGCCUGCCCUCGAGGAUCGUGAUGGGUUGCAAAUCGAUCCACGUGCUCCAGCUACAACUCACACCGAAUUUCUUCAAGCUCGGGAUCUUGACAAGGUUCCAGACGAUGUUGGUCUUCCAACAACGAUCAAGGAAGCCACCACAACCGCCGACCCUGAUAGAGGAAAUGAAGCGGAGCUAGUGCUUUGCGGAAACUUUGGCUGCCCCAAGGGCUACACCUUCAACUCAGCUCAACUAGGUAUUUGUCUCUGUCGCAAAAUCCACGAUCAGAAUGACGGAUGA
Molecule: messenger RNA, 492 nt
Organism: Exophiala bonariae
Lineage: Eukaryota; Fungi; Ascomycota; Eurotiomycetes; Chaetothyriales; Herpotrichiellaceae
Exons: 2
Coding region: 1-492 (163 amino acids)
Source: RefSeq, a predicted model, not a curated record